AUAAAUAUGGUGUUAUUGGUGGUGUCUUUCUCUCAGGCCGAUGAACAAGUAUGCAGGCAAAUGGGGGAUCCUGAAAACCCCCAACUAUCUCAGGAUGGUAAUAUGGUAUUAGGGGGAAUCUUUUCAUUUUACAGCAGUUGGAAAGACAGAAUGGACACCUACUUGCAUAAACCACUGCCACUGCAAUGUACCAGUUUGAAUUUCAGAGGCUUCCAGUUUGCUCAGGCUAUGCUUUUUGCCAUUGAGGAGAUUAAUAAUAGUACAGACCUACUGCCAGGAGUCUCUCUAGGCUACAAAAUCUAUGAUGAAUGUGGCUCCAUUGCAAGAAGUGUAAGAGUUGCAUUGGCAUUGGCUACCGAUAAUACAGUUGUUGCUGCACUAUCCAAGACGCCAUGCACCAGACCUUCACAAGUGCAGGCCAUAAUUGGAGAGACAUCUUCUUCUCCUUGCAUGGCAAUAGCUACUGUCCUUGGACCAUUUUAUAUACCAAUGAUCAGCCACUUUGCCACAUGUGCUUGUCUCAGUGACAAAACCAAGUACCCAUCCUUCCUGAGAACAAUACCCAGUGACUACUACCAGAGCAGAGCCCUGGCCCAUUUGGUCAAGCAUUUUGGAUGGAGUUGGGUUGGAGCUAUUAGAAAUAAUGAUGAUUAUGGAAAUAAUGGCAUGGCUAUAUUCACAGAAACUGCACAGCAGCUGGGCAUCUGUCUGGAGUAUUCUGUAUCUUUUUUUAGGACAGAUCCAUCAGACAAAAUACAAGAGAUAAUUGACAUUGUCAAAACUUCAACUUCCAAGGUGAUUGUUGCCUUUAUGUCACACAUGGAUAUGGAUGUGCUAAUACAUGUGUUAUCCCAGCAUAAUUUGACUGAAUAUCAGUGGAUAGGUAGUGAGGGCUGGAUAGUUGAUUCUCAAAUAGCUGCAAUGGAUAUACAUCACAUACUGGAUGGUGCCAUAGGCCUUUCUAUUCCAAAAGCACAUGUCAAUGGCCUGAGAGAGUUCAUGCUGGAUGUGAAGUCACUCAAUUCAUCUAAUAAUGGACUGUUUACCGAGUUCUGGGAGGCAUUAUUUAACUGUAAAUUUAGGCAGUCAGCGUCAUCAGCAGACAUUCAGAGAGAGUGUACUGGAGAUGAAGACCUGACAGGAGUUCAAAACAGCUACACUGAUAUGUCUCUCAUGCCUAUCUUUAACAAUGUCUAUAAAGGAGUGUAUGCAGUGGCCCAUGCACUUCACAAUAUCCUCAAAUGUAAUAAAACAUGUAACAAAGCUGUUCCCCUAGAUCCAUUCACGAUUUUACAGCACAUAAAAAACAUUUACUUCAAAACAAAAGAAGGAGAUGAGGUUUACUUUGAUGAGAAUGGAGAUCCAGCAGCAAAAUAUGAUAUUAUAAACUGGCAGCCAAGAGAAAACGGCGCUGUGGAGUUUGUAACAGUUGGUCUUUAUGAUGCAUCUUUAGCUGCAGAAAAACAGCUGCAUCUGCAAAACAAGUCUUUAAUUUGGGCAAGGAACUCAAAGCAGGUGCCUGUGUCAAUUUGCAGUGAGAAAUGUCCUCCAGGAACACGUAAGGUUCUCCAGAAAGGAAGGCCUGUUUGCUGCUAUGACUGUAUACGAUGUGCAGAAGGAGAGAUCAGCAACAUUACAGAUUCAGUCACCUGUGUGAGAUGUCUCCCUGAAUAUUGGUCAAAUGAGAGAAGAGAUGCCUGUAUAAAGAAGGAAGCAGUGUUUCUAUCAUAUGAAGAAAUUAUGGGAGCACUGCUCACUGCAGCAUCUGUAUUUGGGACAUGCACAACUGCUGGUGUGGCGCUAAUUUUCUUCAAACACAGAAAAACUCCUAUUGUGAGAGCAAACAACUCUGAGCUGAGCUUCCUGCUGCUCUUCUCCUUAAUUCUGUGCUUCCUGUGUUCUCUGACCUUCAUUGGUCAGCCCUCUGAAUGGUCCUGUAUGCUCCGACAUGUAGCAUUUGGCAUUACCUUUGUCCUCUGUAUCUCUUGUGUUUUGGGAAAAACAAUACUUGUUUUAAUGGCUUUCAGAGCUACACGUCCAGAUAGCAAUAUGAAAUUGUUUGGACACACACAACAACGGCUCUGUGUUUUGGGAUUCACUCUGAUACAAGUUAUCAUAUGUAUAAUUUGGUUAACAAUUUCUCCUCCAUUUCCAUUUAAGAAUUUUAAGGAAUUCAAAGAUAAAAUCAUCUUAGAGUGUGCUCUGGGAUCAGCUGUAGGGUAUUGGGCUGUGCUUGGAUAUAUAGGAAUCUUGGCCAUUUUAUGUUUCAUUUUUGCUUUUCUGGCUCGGAAGCUGCCUGAUAAUUUCAACGAAGCCAAGUUUAUUACUUUCAGCAUGCUGAUUUUCUGUGCAGUAUGGAUUACAUUUAUCCCAGCAUAUGUCAGCUCCCCAGGGAAGUUCAGUGUUGCUGUAGAAAUAUUUGCUAUACUUGCAUCUAGUUUUGGACUGCUAAUUUGCAUCUUUAUACCCAAAUGUUAUAUCAUCUUAAUGAAACCAGAGAAGAAUACCAAGAAGAACAUGAUGGGAAAGAAGGCAUCCCAUUAAUUUGAAAAAUGAAAACAAAAUUUUGUUUUGUUUUGGUAAUACUAUAUAAACAGUACAAUUGCGCUGCAGUUGCCUUGGAGGAUAUUGCAAAAUAAUGAGUCAUAUGAUCAAUUUUCUGGCCUUUGAUAUUUACAUGUGCAUCAGUCACAAUGGCCAUGUGUACUGAUUUCAGCAAACUGGGAAAUAAUUACUGGGCUUGAUUGCUCAGCAUGUAUCAUCAAAGGACUGCCUAAACCAGUUACUUGAGUAUGAACACACAGCACAUAAGAAGAGAGCCUGUAGGAAACAGCUGAUAUUCAGGGUCAGAUGCAGACAGAGUGGGAUUAAACCCA
Molecule: messenger RNA, 2876 nt
Organism: Oreochromis niloticus (Nile tilapia)
Lineage: Eukaryota; Metazoa; Chordata; Actinopteri; Cichliformes; Cichlidae
Product: extracellular calcium-sensing receptor-like
Exons: 7
Coding region: 7-2544 (845 amino acids)
Biological process (GO): G protein-coupled receptor signaling pathway
Cellular component (GO): plasma membrane
Molecular function (GO): G protein-coupled receptor activity
Source: RefSeq, a predicted model, not a curated record